UCUGACAGAGUCACUCAGUUCACCUUUGAAUGUGGAAGAAGAAAUAUUUGUCUGUUCUGUCUGUGGGAAAAGAUUUCAAACACCAGUGUGACUGGAAAAGCACCGAGACACACACACCCGAGUGAGAGUGUUCCAGUUCACAAACUGUGGAAAGAGCUUUAACCAGUUACACAGCCUGAAAAAAAAAUUACACUGUUCACAGUGGGGAGAAACCAGACACGUGUUCUGUGCAUGGAUGAGCUUCAACUGAUUGUCCAACCAGGAGGGGGACAAACACCCUGGCAUGAUGGAGAAACCAUGGAAAUGCGAGGACUGUGGUAAAGGAUUCAAUUCUUCAUCUCGGCUGGAAAUCCAUCGAUGCAUUCACACUGGGGAGAAGCCGUUCAGCUGUUCUGUGUGUGGGAAGGGAUUCAGUCGGUCAUCCAGCCUUUGGUCACACCAGCGAGUUCACACUGAGAAGAAGCUAUUCAGCUGCACAACCUGUGGAGAGAAGUUCAAGUCUUCAUCCAUCCUCACUGAACACCAGCGAAUUCACACGGGUGGGAGACCAUUCACUUGCUUCGUGUGUGGGAAGGGAUUCACUCAGGUAUUCGCCCUCCAGUCACACCACCGAAUGCACACGAAGGAGAAUCCAUUCAGCUGUAUUUCCUGUGGAAAGAGCUUCCGGCAGUCAAUCGACCUCAAUGAACACCAAAGCACUCACACUGGGGAGAAGCCGUUCAGUUGUUCCAUGUGUGGGAAGGGAUUCCGUUGGUCAUCCCAACUGCUGACACAUCAGCGAGUUCACAACGGCGACAGACCAUUCACCUGCUCAUUGUGUGGGACGGGAUUCACUCAGUCACAACACCUGCUGAGACACGAGCGGGUUCACAAGUGACUGCAGUGAUUGCAUUCUGCUGUAAUUGCUGCUGUUAAUCACAUCCAGUCUGAUAAUCUGACAAUAUUUGGGUGGUUCCUGCUGAUGUUAACAACCCUAUAACUGACUGCAGUUUAAUAUUCUGGAGAUGUCACAAUGUCUCAUUUUAAAAUUGCCAUCUCCAACCUUUCUGCUUAAUGAAGAAUUCUCACCAGGAAUUAGUUUGCAGUAAAAUUAGGAACUUUUGCCGCUAUCCUAAAUUGAUCUUUGGUGCAAAAUCUACAAUUCAAUGUCUGAGAGGUUCCACUGAUUAACAUCACCAAUUAGAAAGUGCUGAUUAAUCCUCGCUGACAAUUCUUACCGAUUGCCACAUUCUUCACAGUGGCACCUCCGUUUUGAAAUUAAAUUAUCAAGGAACAUGAAACAAAACAGUAAAAUAUUUUACAGGCACAUCAAUAAAAGCUUCAUCAAUCAACAUUGAUAUUGAUGAAGCUUGGAAGUCGCUGAGUUCAAUCAUUUCUGACACAGCAGCAGCAACAUUUGGUAAAGGUGGAACCCACAACAAAGACUGGUUUGAGACCCACUCAGUAGAGAUGACAUUUGUCAUUGAAGCAAAAAGCAAAGCUUACCUGAUGCACAACAUAAACCCAACAGCUAGAACACUGCACAACUUGAAAGUAGCCAAGAUGGUUGUGCAGAAGACAGGGAGAUGCAGUGUAAAUAAACACUGGAUCAGCCCACACUAAGAAAUCCAAACUGUCUGGAAUCUCCGUGCUAUGUAUGAUGGGAUCAAGAGGGCGCUUGGUCCGACCAUCACCCAAGUUGACUCCCUGAAAUUGGCAGAUAGUGAAGUACUCACUGACAGAAGUCCCGCUGGGUUGAACACAAUUGUGAGCUGUACUGCCAUGAGACAGACACCUCCCAGUCUCUGUUUGACUCUCUCCAGCAGCUUCUUGUCAUGGGCGAGUUGGACAAGGAAAUUUCAUUACUUGAGCUGGAAAAGGCCAUUGAUUGCUAUUGAUGGAAUUACAGCUGAACUGCUCAAGCACGUAAAGUCUGCUGCCACACCUUCAUGACCUCAAUUCCAUAGGACAUGCAUGAUUCAAAAGUCAGCAUAUUAUGCAAAAACAAUUGUGAUGAAAGAGAUUGCAACAACCACAGGGUCAUCUCACUCCUUAAUGUCACAGGAACCACCUUCGCUGGGAUGAUGCUAAAAGACUUUAUCUACUUGCACACUGAGUGUGUCCAGAAGCACAGUGCGGUUUCUGUGCUGGCAGAUCUACAGUGAACAUGAUCACCAUACGUCAGUUACAAGAGAAAGUUUAACUGGUAUUUAAUUGAAAAUGCUGCCAGCUUCUGUGCUGAGACAAGUGAAAUGUUAUAAAUACGGUGUGAAAGUAAACCUUUAAGUAUGAAU
Carcharodon carcharias (great white shark) is the source of this 2273-nucleotide messenger RNA. Its product is annotated as zinc finger protein 239-like. The coding region runs from base 284 to 877 and encodes 197 amino acids. The transcript has a single exon. Lineage: Eukaryota; Metazoa; Chordata; Chondrichthyes; Lamniformes; Lamnidae. The record is from RefSeq and is a predicted model, not a curated record.